This is a messenger RNA of Lathyrus sativus (Indian pea), 972 nucleotides long. The record is from the annotation of a GenBank genome assembly. NCBI's taxonomy places the organism in Eukaryota, Viridiplantae, Streptophyta, Magnoliopsida, Fabales, Fabaceae.
AUGGUGGGUAUUUUCUCAUUGGUUACCGGAUUGUCCGGACCCAGCGGAUACGGAUCCUCUACAACUGCAGAACAGGUUACGGAAGGAAUUGAUGCUAGAAAUCUCACUGCAAUUAUCACAGGAGGAGCGAGUGGUAUAGGUUUGGAGACAGCAAGAGUAUUGAGUCUUCGAAAGGUGCAUGUCAUCAUUGCAGCAAGAAACAUGGAAUCUGCAAAGGAAGCUAAACAGAUUAUACUCCAAGACAACGAAUCUGCUCGAGUUGACAUAAUGAAGCUUGAUCUUUGUUCAGUGAAGUCUGUUAGAUUGUUUGUGGAAAAUUUCCUUGCUCUUGAUCUUCCUCUCAACAUCUUAAUAAACAAUGCUGGAGUGAUGUUCUGCCCUUUCCAACUAUCAAAAGAUGGAAUUGAGAUGCAAUUUGCGACAAAUCAUCUCGGUCAUUUUCUGUUAACAAAUCUUCUACUCGACAAAAUGAAACAAACUGCAAAAACAACCGGAAUCGAGGGAAGAAUCAUAAACCUCUCAUCAAUUGCUCAUACCUAUACUUACGAAGAAGGAAUUCGAUUGGACGACAUCAAUGAUCAAAACAGUUACUCUGACAAGAAGGCUUAUGGACAAUCCAAGUUAGCUAACAUAUUACACUCAAACGAACUUUCUCGUCGCUUGAAGGAAGAAGGUGCUAACAUCACAGCUAACUCAGUACACCCCGGAGUAAUUAUGACUCCGCUUAUGAGGCACUCUUCUUUACUUAUGAAUUUCUUGAAGAUGUUCACUUUUUUCAUAUGGAAGAAUGUCCCACAGGGAGCUGCCACAACAUGCUAUGUUGCACUGCAUCCAAGCUUGAAAGGUGUAACUGGGAAGUACUUUUUGGAUUGUAAUGAGUUUAAACCAAGUGCAUUUGCUUCAAAUGGAAUUUUAGGAAGAAAGCUUUGGGAUUUUAGCAACAAGUUGAUUAAUUCAAUUUCUAAAACUUGA